This is a messenger RNA of Aplysia californica (California sea hare), 1758 nucleotides long. Its product is annotated as arylsulfatase B. NCBI's taxonomy places the organism in Eukaryota, Metazoa, Mollusca, Gastropoda, Aplysiida, Aplysiidae. The record is from RefSeq and is a predicted model, not a curated record.
UUUUUCGGUUACGGUGUUAAGUGGUCCUCUGUCUGUAAUAAGGCCACGAGUUGGCGGAGAUAAUGAUGCAGAUGGUGAUGAUGCAUUUCCUAUAAAACACUGAGAGAGAUUGCCAAGCUGCCCAUUCAUCGCUGGAGUCCCUAUCAAGAUUUUGCUGAUUAGGUUCACCUGCCUUGAUGCAAAACAGAGAAACUCACUUGAACAGCUUCGACACCAAGAAAAGUGGAUGCCACUCCGGAAAUGUUCGAAUGGGAAACUCUACAAGUUGAAAUAUCAGUUGUAGGAACUAUGCUACUGAAAUAAUAGGCAGUAUUUCUGAGCAUCGUAUUUCCCGUUCCAGAAACAGCUGAAAUCAACAGUUAUGCUGUGUUUCGGGAGUACAUUGUACCGAAAGACAGAAUAAACACCAGUACGCCUUAAGAAAAAGGGGAUAACGUUAACCUAACGAGACUAUCCUAAUUCAACGGCUAUACAAAAGUAAUUGUUAAACAACACCCAUCAGUACCUUGAUACAUGAAUAAAUUGUCAAGUUUAGUUUAGUUUGAGUGAAGACAAAAAGUUAUACACGAUAAAGGUACCUGGAAUGAUAAAGUGAAGGGGAAAAGGCCAGAGAGAAAAGCAGCUAAACAAAUGAGUGAAAGAAAAGUAGCAACUUCCAUUAACAAGUAAAAACACACCCAAAAUAAAGAUGGACAUCUUCUGGGAAUGCCUCCUUGCGUGUGUGACAGUAGUGGUGUUGACGGAUCAAGUGUUGGCAGUCAGGAAACCUCCACACAUUGUCUUUAUUGUGGCCGAUGAUCUAGGCUGGAAUGACGUUGGCUGGCACAACCCUGAGAUUUUGUCCCCAAAUCUCAACCGCCUGGCCAGGAAAGGAGUGACACUGGAAUCAGCUUAUGCUCAGCCUGCCUGUACACCGUCCCGCAAUGCGUUCAUGACGGGAAAAUACCCGUACCAUACACCGCUGCAGAUGGCAUUUGGGAUUCUGUAAUAAAAAGUACACACCCACUCACAGAGGAUUUGAUUCAUUCUUCGGCUUCUACAUGGGCAGCCAGUGUCAUUAUCAGCACACCAAACCUGACAGAAUCCUUCGCGAGCUUUCCAGUUCAGUUUCCCUCUUCUCAUCUAUUGGCGGAACAUUGCUCAGAAAUUUUGUUCGUCUGCACAGUGUAGGCCACGAAACUGGCCGUGACUUCCGGUUCAACGACUCAAUUUGGCGGGAAACGGAAGGGAAGUAUUCAACACACGCAUUCGCCGACCGGGCGAUAGAGAUCAUCCAGAGACACGACCCCGACACACCCCUGUUCCUCUACCUACCUUUCCAGGCUCCACACUCACCUAUAACGAAUAUUACAUGCGGUAGACUGGUUCCCGACCUUUCUCGAGAUCGCAGGGGGACGAAGAGGUCGGCACAACGACUGGUAUCCGGUUCCAGGGAUGAAACCGAUUAAGCGGAAACGAUUCAAAGGCGGCCGAUUUGAUAACGUGACGCUGGCAUCGGAUCCUUAUCUUUUGUUUAACAUAAAAGAUGACCCGUCUGAGAGCCGUGACCUGUCGAGGGACAAGCCAGAGGUCUUGGAAGCUCUGCUGGCUAGAUACCGGGUACUGAACGCCACCAAAGUGGAGCCGCACAGACCUGGCAGAGUUGCAGGAGCUGACCCCAAUCUAUACGAUGGUUUCUGGAGCCCCGGCUGGUGCUGACAAAACAUCGAAUGAUUAAAUUUGUUCUAGUUUUAGUUUAGUAAAUUUGACUUCUUAUUU